This is a messenger RNA of Ooceraea biroi (clonal raider ant), 3307 nucleotides long. Its product is annotated as UDP-glucuronosyltransferase 2B15. NCBI's taxonomy places the organism in Eukaryota, Metazoa, Arthropoda, Insecta, Hymenoptera, Formicidae. Gene Ontology annotation, molecular function: UDP-glycosyltransferase activity. The record is from RefSeq and is a predicted model, not a curated record.
GUGUUUUGUAGCUUUUGCGUUUCGAUGCUCGACAAUCAUAAUUUACGCAGCGUUGAAGUCCAUCCCAAUCCGGUUGCGUCACUGAUGCCUAUAUUGUCCAACGCGACAUUAGCCAAGGAGAAAUCUAUUUUUUGAACCUGCUGAUUUACUACUGCGUUUAUUAUGUAACAUAUGUAUACUUAGAUCACGUUCGUUAUAUCAGGAUUAGUGCGGAUAACACGCAUGUACACAUACAUGUACAUAUACAUGUACGUUCAACACAUACAUGUGUAUAUAUACAGUGGAAAGGGGAUUUCUAUCACUGUACGGCACUGUAGCAGCACAUAUGUUCAUGGCUGUCGUCCAAUAAGCAUCAGCUGAAUCACCGAACAAACUGUCACUCUCUCGGUUGACCAAACUCGACGGACCAAAGUCUCGCGGCAGAAAUUGUACGGCGCUUCCUGUGAAAUAAUCAGUUCAUUGUCUUUAUCGUGAUGGUGCACACCUCGAACUGGAUCUGUUCAAACAAACUCAAGAUGUGUCGUUAUUCAUUCACGGUCAUCCUCCUUGCGGUGUUCUUCUCGUACUGUUCAGCUGCCGGCAAGGCUGACGACACUACGUUCGUUAAUAGCACGAGGCCGAAGUUCAAGAUACUCGGCGUUUUCGGACAUCUUGGCAAGAGUCACUUCGACAUGUUCCAACCUCUUCUGGAGGAGCUGGCUCGUCGUGGUCACCGUGUCACCGUGAUCUCGUACUUCCCCAGAAGUGAAAGCGCCAAGGCGAAGAAGCCGCUGCCCACUUACAAGGACAUCAAUCUGAGAACUCCCGAUGUCGAUGUCGUGAAUGUCAUAGACCUCAAACUUGUAAAACACGGAUUUUACAGCGCUUUCCUCGAUCUCAUUAUGCUGCAGCGCUUUGCCACCACAUCGUGCGAAACCGCGUUGCUGCGGAAUGCGGCCGUCGCGGAGCUCAUCAGAUCCAACGAGACGUUCGACGUGAUGAUCACGGAGAGCUUCAACACUGACUGCUUCUUGAGUUUCGCUUAUCGGUUCAACGUGCCAUAUCUGACGAUGUCCUCGCAUCAGACGAUGCCGUGGGUCAAUGGCAACAUGGGUAACGUGGACAAUCCCAGCUACAUAAUGACGAUAUUCAGUGGCUACGACGAGCCCAUGAAUUUCUACAGUAGGAUGAGUAAUACACUAGCAUGGUUAUUGUGCAACAUGGCUUAUGAAUAUUGGUACCGACCCAUCGACCAGGCCGUCGCGGACAAAGCGUUCGGCUUGGAUCUGCCUAAGCUGAGAACACUCGCUGAGCAGUCGCAGGCGCUCCUGGUGAACACUCAUGCCAGCAUCCAUGGUAACCGACCUCAAUUGUCGAACGUGGUCGAGGUCGGCGGACUUCACAUUUCGCCCAAGAUCAACCCGCUGCCGAAGGACAUUGCCGAGUUCCUCGACAACGCGCACGAGGGCGUGCUCUACUUCAGCCUCGGCUCCAUGAUCAAGCUGACUACGAUGCCGAAGGAGAAGAUGAACGCGAUAGUGAACGUCAUCAGCUCGCUACCGCAUAAGGUGCUCUGGAAGUGGGAGUCUGAUCGGCUGCCGUACAAGAUGAACAAUGUUAUGGCUAAGAAAUGGCUGCCCCAGUUUGACGUGUUGAAUCAUCCCAACGUCAAAUGUUACUUCGGUCAUGGUGGACUUCUUGGGCUUUCGGAGGCUGUUUAUGCGGGUGUGCCGAUGGUUUUAUUGCCGAUGUACGGCGAUCAGUUUCACAAUUCCUAUAGUGUAAAGGCCAGAGGUGUCGCCGAAGUGCUCGCGUACAAUGAUUUGCAAGAUGAGCAAUUCUUGAGACGAGCUCUAAACGAAAUCUUCAACAAUGCCAGCUAUCGCGAGAACGCUCGGAAGCUUGCGAGAGCUUACCGUGAUCGACCUAGCUCGCCGUUGGAGACCGCGGUAUGGUGGACGGAAUACAUCGCUCGGGGCAACAGCGGGUCCUACUUACGCAGCAAGGGUAUGGAUCUACCCUGGUACCAGCGUCAUCUCAUCGACGUCGUGCUCGUUUUGAUUAUCGUCUCCGCGGUGCUCAUCUACAUCCUCUUCCGGUUCUUCUUGAUUAAGCUGCUGCUGUCGUUGCUCCGCGCCGUCAAAGGAAAGCCCGGAAGCGAGGCUAAGGACAAGGACAAGCGGAAGGAGGACUGAUGCGGCAGACUGGAUGCUGCGUCGCACGGCGUGGAAAUGUGUCAAAGAACAUGUUUCCUCGGGCGAAGGACGACGAGGGAUGAACGCAGUUUUUCGCAGAGAAGUGUCGAUGCUCAGAUUACGGACACAUUUCGAGCGAAAGGAUGGUCGACGAACAGAAAUGAGUCGGUCAUCGCGAUUUAUCCGUCGUCCGUGAAAUCAUGCGCGAGUGAAACAUAUGCGUUUUUAUUUAGUAUCCCAGAUAACAUUUUUUGCUAAAGCAAAGUAGUGCAAUCUAUUUGCUGGCAAUUAUUGCUGUCAUGUUGCUAUAAUAAUGACAGAAAUUAACUUUUGCCGCACUUUUGUUGACAUAAUGCCAUAAUUAUAUAUUUUUCACCGCAACUGUUGCCCCAAAGGUGCUGUAAAGUUGCUGUUUUCGUGUUUCUUUGCUACCAAUAUUGAAACAAAUGAGGACUCACCUUGUUGCCAUUUUGUUUGCAACAUUUCUGAGCAAAUUCUUAGCAAAAUACUUGCAAAAUGUUAUGUGCGAUGUUGUAUGUUGUCUUAUGUUAUAAAUGGGAAUAACGAUUCUUCUGAUCAUUCCGUGGAAAAAUUUGGUUCACGUCUCUUUUGCAGCAGGCGAUUGCGCUGUCACAGGUAGAUUCUUUUUAUACGCGCGACAGUUGAACGUGUAAAAGUGGGUGGGAGGUAUGCUACGUUGCGACAGGUUUUAGCUUAAUUAUUAUCGACGGUUUCCUCGUCGCAGCGCAGACCUGAAAACUGGUGUGGAGCAAAGUCAUUUAAUUCCCAGGUACUUCUACAGUAUUUUACGGUAUCCAAGUAUAACCGUUAACUAAAACUCGUCCGAACACCGUGCAGAUGGUGUAAAACUUAUAGUUCGCGAGUUUCUUUUUUACUUCCGUCGGUUUUAUGGAGGAUGGCGAAACUAUCCCUCAUUUUCUGCCGACUCGAGUCGCAUAAAGCGUUUGCUCCUUCGUCGUGGCUGCAGCCGAAGUUAAAGUUCAUUACUUUUAUCACGAUGUACAACAGCAACAUGGACUCAUGUACUACAUCGGAAUGAAAUGUACGUCUCUGGUAAAGUUCCCAACGCUGCCAAGUUUUCUUGAUCUUGAAUAAAUGUCUUGCAAUCACGA